Fonticula alba is the source of this 2659-nucleotide messenger RNA. RefSeq lists its product as hypothetical. NCBI's taxonomy places the organism in Eukaryota, Rotosphaerida, Fonticulaceae. Gene Ontology annotation, biological process: protein O-linked glycosylation via mannose. The record is from RefSeq and is a predicted model, not a curated record. The transcript is spliced from 9 exons. Gene Ontology annotation, molecular function: protein O-acetylglucosaminyltransferase activity. The coding region runs from base 89 to 2659 and encodes 856 amino acids. Gene Ontology annotation, cellular component: endoplasmic reticulum.
GCCCGGGCCUCGUGCGUAGCUACACACUCUGCGCCCGGACAUUUGUCCGACGGGAGUGCCUCCCCGUUCGCUGCCCGAUCUUUUCCAUAUGGGCUACUGGUCGACACGCGCCGAUCGGCCGAGCAUCGGCGGGGGGCCCCUUCACGGCCUCUCUCCCCUGCCCCGGUGUAGUCGUCGCAUGGCUCGCUUUUCCACUCGACGGAUAGUCACCCUGAUGGGGCUUCUCGCCCUCGGGACCCUUGGCUACUUAACCCUCCUGGGUGGCCGACCAGCCGGCCAACCAGCCCAGCGGUCGCCAGCCACCGGCUCCAGCCGACCCGAGGGCGGAUCCCUCAUCCGGCAGGUGCUGCAACGCCAGCCCCACCGCGCUGGGGCAACUGCGCAGUCGACCGGCACGGACCCUGGCCAGGGCAUGGCCCUCGAUAUGCAGGCCCUUCGAAGCCGCUGGCUCUUCCGACACUUUGAUGAGCACUCGCCAGUCUGGCAGCUGGCCGUCGGCGAGGACAGGACCGAGCCCCUGCGGCCAGCGAUCCCCGGGCUGGAGGACGCCUUCCUUGGGUGCUUCGCCGACCGGGUCAAUGGCCGGAUCGGGCGCGCCCUGCCGACCCUGGUGGACCCGGCCGGCACCGGGCACUUGAAGCCACCGGUGGAUCCGGUCCAGUGCUUGGGCUACUGCCGGGACCAGGGCUUCGCCUGGGCCGGCUUGCAAAAUGGCACCGAGUGCUGGUGCGGGUCGCCAGCCGACGAGGAUGCCGGCGCGCGACACCCCCGCUACCGGCAUUACUCGGCCCAUGAGCCCGGGCUAUGCUCGGUGGAGUGCCCCUUCCUUCCGGGGGUUGCCUGUGGCGGGCCCCUGGCCAACAGUGUCUAUGCCGUGGGCCCGGCCGCGGCCCCGGAACCGGUCUCCUCGCAGGCCAUGCUCCAAGGGAAUGCCGCCUUCGGGGCGGUCCUGCCGCAGGUUCGAGUCGAUGCCGGGAGCGAUGUCGAGCGCUUCCUGCCAUCGGACAUUGACUGCAUGCGCGAGCGCGAUGGGACCCGGCUCUGCCUCAUUCGGAACCUCUACUUCAAUGUCGACCAGGGGACCUUUGUGCUGCUGCUGUCCCAGGGUCGGUCCGUUGUGCGGGGCCUGGAUGACACGACCCGCGGCGAGUUCCAAUCGAUUGUUCAGUUCAGCACCGUGUCGAAUGCCUACAAGGUGGACCUGAAGAUCAUGGACCAUGGCAACAUUCGCAAGUAUCCGAAGUACACGCAGCUGGAGAACCGGAUCAUUCGCGGCCGGAGCUACUUGCUGGCGCGCUUCUUGCCAUACAACUUGAUGCACACCAUUCAUGAUGACCUGCUCGGGCUCCUGCACACCAUGGACGCCUGGCAGCCCCGCCAUGGACGCACGCCGGCCGAACAGGCGGGCCUCUCGCACACCGUCGACCGGGACCUGCGCCGGGUGCAGGAAGCCCCAGGGCCCGGCCGAGGCCUGCAUCCAGAUGUGGCGGAUGAACUCCAUCGGAGCCUCCCGUUUGACCACAACAUCAUCCUCUUCGAUGACCAUGCCGCAGGGGACUACCUUCCCUUGCUGCAGCUGUUUUCCGAUCGCAAGGUCAUGAGCUUCGUCGACUUCCCCCGGGGGUCGCUCAUCCGCUUUGAAGAGGCAUCCAUGGGCCUAUCCCGCAAGGGAACUUGGUAUCACUAUGGCUUCAACUCGCCCCAGGGUCCGCUGCCGCACAAGAACGUCGCCGGCCCGCAGGUGACCUCCCUGAUGAAACUCCUGAACCUGCGCCUCGGCCUGGCUGGCCGGCGCUUCCCGGGGCACCACCUGCCAUCCGGCCCGGCGUCCAGCCUGGACAUGGGGGCCCCCUCGGCGGCCUUCUGUCCGGAAGUCGCGGGCAGCUCGGUCCCGAGCACCGGCGUCGGGGAGAUUCUCAUCCUGGGCCGGUCGCGCGAUCGGCGCAUCCUGAACGAGAUCCAGCUGACCGAGGAACUUGCCCGCGAGACGGGCCUCUGCGUGGCGGUCCUCCGCCUGGAGAAUGUGCCCUUCUUCAAUGUGUCCUCGUUGAAGAGCUUCAUGACUCGCCUGGCCGGAGCACGCAUCAUAGUAGCCAUGCAUGGGGCGGCCCUGGCCCUGGCAGCCCUGGCCCAGGCCCCCUCGGCCGCUUCCCACGAGCAGGAGCACCAGCCCGGCGGCUGGCUGGUAGAGGCCACCCUGCGGGACCAUUUGCUCCUGGAGGCGGCCAGCAUGGCAGCCAGCCCGGUUCAGCACCCUCGCGGGCCGCGGCUGCCCACCACCCCCGGCGGCGUCAUUGAGCUCUUUCCCUUUGGGGUGCAGCCGGAAAAUUACACCCCCUACAUGCAUGAGUGCCGCAUUGCCGGGUGCAUCUAUCGCGCAUGGGCGAAUUCCGAUCGACGGGCUUCCGUUCCCCACCCCAAGCGUGCGCCAUUGAAGGGCGGCAUCGUGCACUUGCCGCCGGCCGAGCAGCGCAACAUCGAGCAGGCCACCGCGGUCCCGCCGCACAUCUGCUGCUCCGACCCGACUUGGCUGUACAAGAUCUACCAGGACACCAUUGUCGACCAGACCCGGGUGGCCGCCAUUGCCCGGGAAAUUCUCCAGCUCCAGCUCCAGCCCCAAGAGACCGAGGGGCCGGCCGACGCCCCCGAUCGUACAUAA